Molecule: messenger RNA, 513 nt
Organism: Sclerotinia sclerotiorum 1980 UF-70
Lineage: Eukaryota; Fungi; Ascomycota; Leotiomycetes; Helotiales; Sclerotiniaceae
Exons: 2
Coding region: 1-513 (170 amino acids)
Source: RefSeq, a predicted model, not a curated record
AUGUCUAGCGAUACUGCUUACGAAGAGGAAGCCAAAUUUAUCAAGGAGAACCCCAAUUUUCUAUACCUUGGAUUUGGUCCAACUCAGGAGCUACGCGAUGAGCACCAUGCUGCCUGUGUAGCGGCGACAGCAACUGUACUACCAGCUGUCACUGCUCACAACGAACCUCUUCCUCGAGCAAAUGCUCAACCAGCCAAUGAAGCAUCACAUACAGCUUCAAAUGUAGCAUUACUAGUGCGCCGAUGGCCAUCAUCAGAUCUUGAUGCAUAUGCGGCAGCCAAUAACAAUGUUCCCGGGGCUCUUCCUGCGGCUCCUCCCAUCAAUUCCACUCAAGCCAUUACUCCUAUAGCAUACGUUCUGCCAAAAGGCGUGAUCAUUGAAAUUCAUGAUAGACCGCUCGAGUGGACUCAAGAUUCUGUCGCGAUUCGAUCGGUCAUCGAACAAGAAUUUGUGGUUAGCAAAGAUUUCCGAGGUCAACCUCAAUUAUGGUGGGAACCUUCUGGUUAUCCUUGA